Messenger RNA from Gongylonema pulchrum, 339 nucleotides. Lineage: Eukaryota; Metazoa; Nematoda; Chromadorea; Rhabditida; Gongylonematidae. The record is from the annotation of a GenBank genome assembly.
AUGGCAUCGCUUGCGGCACUUCGUGCUGUGGACGAAAAGUUGCGUCAAAGCAGUCAAGUAAAGCUUAUUACAUUCGGGCAGCCACGUGUCGGCGACUUUUAUCUUUCAAGGCAUAUCAAUGAUGUCAUCCCAUACAGGUAUCCCAAUGGUAUGACUGAUGGCGCGAAGUAUCAGGAGUGUUUGGGAACUCCGCAAGAUGAAGAUUUUAAAUGUAGCGACCAGUAUAGGUUCAAUGCACGAGACUACAAGUUAUACGUCAAACAACAUCGCUAUUAUUUCGGUCUUAAAGCAAGUUUUUAUGCGUUUUUUGCAGCUAUGCAAUGCAAAAACGCAUAUUGA